Messenger RNA from Drosophila arizonae, 2577 nucleotides. Its product is annotated as spondin-1. Gene Ontology annotation, biological process: cell adhesion. Lineage: Eukaryota; Metazoa; Arthropoda; Insecta; Diptera; Drosophilidae. Gene Ontology annotation, molecular function: serine-type endopeptidase inhibitor activity. Gene Ontology annotation, cellular component: extracellular matrix. The record is from RefSeq and is a predicted model, not a curated record.
AGAAGUGCUGGGAAAUGUGUCGAAGAGUUCUCUUAUUAUUAAUGCUGAGUCUCAGUUGGCUCAGGCUCAUUGCAGGCGGCUGUAAUCGGAUACCGCAAGGCGCAUCGGGAGAGCGUUCGGCAGUCGAUGAUAAUUUCAAAAUAUUAAUCGAUGGCAAUCCGACGACCUAUAUACCCGAUCAUCAAUACAAUGUAUCCCUCUCCUGCCCGACCAGCCUGAAGUUCAUUAGCUUUACGUUGAUUGUGGAAAGCGAGGAUCCGUCGAUGGCCUACAGCGGACCGGACAUGGCCGGACACUUUGAGCUGUCCGACACGGCAGAGACUCGCUUCAGCACUGGCUGCGAGAACAUGAUCGAGAGCACCAAUACGAAUGCCAAGACGCGCAUCGAUGUCUCCUGGAUAUCGCCAAAGCAACCGGACAGUGGCUGUGUUCUGAUCAGGGCGGGCGUGGUGCAGCAUCGUGACGUGUGGUUCAUCGACGAUGGCUUCCUGACCAAGCGCAUCUGUCCAGAGGAAAUCGAUGAGCUGAACAGCCUAACGCCAUCGCUGCAGAGCUGCUGUGCCUGCGACGAGGCCAAGUAUGAGAUCAUAUUGGAGCGCAAGUGGGCCAGGAAUACGCAUGCCAAGCAUUUUCCAGCCGAGGCUUGGCGCACACGUCUGGGCGAAAUCAUAGGCGCCUCGCACACCUACAGCUACCGUUAUUGGGCGUAUGGGGGGCGGGCCAGCCAGGGCAUGCGCGAAAUGGCAGAGCACGGAUCCACGCGUACAUUGGAGCAGGAAAUCAGGGAUAAUACACAGAAUGGCGAAGUGCGCACCAUAAUCAAGGCGCCUGGGAUCGGUUACAAAAAGAACAUCUUUGGCACCACCUUGGCGAAUGCGCGCGUCGAUCCACAGCAUCAUCAAAUCUCGUUGGCAGCCAAAAUCGAUCCAUCUCCAGACUGGAUAGUGGGCGUGGCGGGCUUAGAACUGUGCUUGAGCAAUUGCACUUGGCUGGAGCGCAAGGUGCUCAAUUUAUAUCCCUGGGAUAUAGGCACCGACUCGGGUCCCUCGUAUAUGUCACCCGAUCAGCCCCAAGUGCCGCCGGAUGUUAUACGCCGCAUUACUUCAUCGUUUCCGAGCGAUUACCGUUCGCCGUUCUUUGAUGAUUCAGGUGCUCCAAUGAAACCGCUGGCCACGCUUUAUGUGACCCGAAAGAAGCUAUACAUACGCGAGUGUGAGGAGGUACCUCAAGACGGUCCUUUGGAGUGCGCAACUCAUCCGUGGAACGAGUGGAGCAACUGCAGCACGCGCUGUGGACCUGGCUACUCGCAGCGCUAUCGCAGCUACAAGAAUCCUGCACUUGCAGCCAGCUACAAUUGCGACAAUCGCAUGGAGGAGGUGCGUCAGUGCCAGGGCACGAGAUGCGGCGCGGACGAUGAAGGAAUGGGAAAUGGUGAAUUUAAUGAGGAUGGCAAUGGUCCGGCGACCAUGGCCGAGUGUGAGAUGAGCCAGUGGAGCGAAUGGUCGCCAUGCUCAAAGACCUGUGGGCGUGGCAUAUCGACACGCAGACGCGACUAUCACAAUCCCCAAGCGAAGCCGCGUUGCCAGUCAGUGGUGCGACUGCCUCUCGAGGAGACAAGGCCGUGCUCGGGCAUCGAUUGCGGUGGCUCCAUAACCGACAAUGGUGACAUCGAUGGGCUACAGCCGGACUCUGAUCCUUUUGGAGAAACCAAUGAAGCGGGCUUCGAUACUAAUAGACCCGUCUGGGGCACGAAUAACAACUACAACAACAACAGAAGGCCAAGCUUGGACAAAAACAAUCAAGGCUGGAGUGGAAACACUUUGACGAAGCCCAACUACCCAGAGCAAGGCAAGAGCAACCGACGACUGCCCUACGAAUUGGAGCGACCCACAGUGAAUAGCUAUUAUAAUGAGCAGAGGAGCAAUAGCUACAACGACUACAGGCAGAAUAACCGAGAGGAGGGCAUCAAUGACUACAAACAAGAUAACCGAGAGGAGAGUUACAGCGACUACAAACAGGAUAGUCGAGGCAAUAGCUUCGACAGCAAAUACGAAUCAGGCGCCAGCGUCAACGACUACAGUAAUACCCUAUACAGAGGCGGCUUGACCACCCGUGCUCCAUUUACUCCACACUAUUCAGGCUAUGGCCUGGGCCAGCAGGAGACGGUCGGCAGCAAUUACAACGUGAUCCAGGACUACUGCUACGAGAAGCCCUUCGCCUCGACGGUCCCCUGCCUGGCCAAUCCGGUCAUUGUGCGCAACUAUUGGUUCUACGAUCACGACGAUCACCAGUGCAAAAUCUUCACCACAGACAAUUGCGACGAGAACAACAAUCGCUUUCGCACUCUGAUGGCCUGCGAGGGCACCUGUCUGCUGCCCCAAAUCAACUCUGUUCGCACCGACGAUCCCGAAGAGAGCCCGUUUGCAGGUGACAACGCCUAUGGCGGCGAUACGUUCCAGACCAGCGGCGGCGGCUUCAGAGGCGAUGAAGGCUUUGGCCAGCCCAUGGCACAGACAAGAAACAAAUAUAGCAAUGCCAGACGUGGCAGAUAUGGCAGUUAAUCAUUUGAAUUUAAUA